Molecule: messenger RNA, 1410 nt
Organism: Cadophora gregata
Lineage: Eukaryota; Fungi; Ascomycota; Leotiomycetes; Helotiales; Ploettnerulaceae
Exons: 2
Coding region: 1-1410 (469 amino acids)
Source: RefSeq, a predicted model, not a curated record
AUGGCAACCGCAUUCCAUUCAAGGACUCCAGAACCUCCUUCCUCUAUCCGUACACCUGGGACCCCUAGAUUGGGAGCAUUCGACGAUAAUUACCAACCAUACACUCCUCGAAAGUCCGUACGGGUCCAGCAAAGAUCUCGCGAUGCGCAGACCCCACCUCCUCCUACCCGUCGUACCCAUUUGUCGAACAAUUCAACUACUCCAAAACUAAGUGCUGUACCUACAUCUCCUCAGACCGCGUCAAAAAAGCGAACACCAAGAAAUUCACUUUCCAAUGGCGGACGACGCGUCUCUGGUGCGCUCACCUCCGACUCUAUGACUUCAGCUGCUGCCUCGCUUGGACUUCCAACUCCUACAACCGCAAGAACAACCUCAAGAAAGACAAACGUUGAAUCUUCAACUGCUCUUCGCAAUAACGGUAUGCUGCCAACGCCCGCCAAAACACCCAACGAGCGACCUACACAAAUUGCUCCAGCUGUUCGCUCCAUUGCUCGCAACCUGUUCCCCGUUCGCUCUGGCUCCGACGAAGAAAUCAUGCCUUCCUUGAAGAAGAAGGGUCGCAAGUACAAGGGUUUCACUUUGGAUAGCUUCGAAACUGAAGAAGAUUCCACCCCAAUCCAAAUCUUCACUGAUUCCCACGAUCGCGUUCCUGAAGUCGAUCUGAGCUCUGACAAUCCAUUCUACGGCGAGUCAAGUCGAUCCAUCCCUGAGCCCACGAAGCGUUCUAGCAAGCGCAGAAAGGUCUCUGUUCCUGGCGAAGGUGAGCACACCGUUGAGGAGCUUGAGCAACGUGAAGAUGGUCUGGUCUAUGUAUUCCGUGGCAAGAAAGUCUUUCGCAAGUUUGGUGAUGGUGACGACGAACUCAAGGGCAGUCAAUCACUUAUUGACGAGUCUGAAUCAGAGGAGGACGUUGAAGGCGAUCAAAAUCUCACCAGCAAUCUUCGUCGUCCUUUAACUCGGUCCUCAAUUAAGCCCCGUCUUCUCUUCCCCACGGCUGAGCAGUCCAGAGCUCGCGAGGCACAAUCCCACAACACUGAGGACGAGGAAGCCGAUACUGAUAUCGAAGAGCCAAUGAAUGAUGUUUCUACUCCUUUCGAUCAGGUCAAUGAAGUCGCAACUACGCCGAAGGCACCCCGAUUCGGUCCAGUCACCCCACCUACGACCACCCGUGCUACUCGAUCCAAGAAAGUUGAGAUUUACAGUUCUCCAGCAGGUCCUACUAGUGAUGAUGAGUCAUUACCUAGAUCUCCAAUGAUACGAAACCACCGAACCGCCAGCGGCAAAGUCAGCCCAUUCGACCAAUGGCAACGUGUCAAGCCAGUCAAGCCGUCCCCUAGCAAAGGAGGAAAGAAGAGAGAGGGAGAGAGUCUGGCUCGGGACAGCGACAAGAGGCUUCGGGGACGUAUGUAA